This is a messenger RNA of Puccinia graminis f. sp. tritici CRL 75-36-700-3, 813 nucleotides long. RefSeq lists its product as uncharacterized. Lineage: Eukaryota; Fungi; Basidiomycota; Pucciniomycetes; Pucciniales; Pucciniaceae. Bases 1 to 813 code for a protein of 270 amino acids. The transcript has a single exon. The record is from RefSeq and is a predicted model, not a curated record.
AUGCAGGUUCCAGGUUCGAAUCCUGGCGGCCCCACCCCAGGUGGAGCCGCCCAAGAAAAGUGGAGAGAACUGUGCUGGUCAACUGACGUUGCAGAUUCAGGUAUAAAGGCUACUACAUCAUCCGAGGAACAUCCAUCAAGAAGCUCGCUGAACCCCACUUCCCUCUCUCUCCAAAAGCAGGAAGAACCGAUGACUCGACCACUACCAGCCACCAACGACCUCCCUUCAACAAAAAUUAAACUUCAUAAGCAUUGGAACCUACGCCCUGGGCUUGCACUACAAAUUGAGGAUGCGCUCAAGGAGAAAUUUCUCGAAAUUCCUCAUCCGAUCUUUGACAGUCUGGCCAGGCUGAUGAUGUACAAAGUGGAUCUCUACAGCUGCUACAAACAAGCAAAUGCAUUCGACCCUCUCCGGACACAGGUGCUGUUGCGUGAAUGGUUCCCCCAGGAGGUCGACUGGGAUCAAUUCUUCAUCACUAUGGAUCUCUUAAAAUCAACCCGUCAUUACUUCAGCAAACAAGAUACACCAAUCAGCUUCAUCGGAUUCACCCUUGAAGAUGCCAAAGCACUCCUGCAACUCGGCUUCAGCCCUCCCUCUGCUUCCUACUUGUACUCCACAAGCACUUGGGAUCCUCCGAAAAAGCAACUCGCCCUGCAUCUGGUGACGAAAAUGGACCAGAUGAGGAAGGCUCAAGGGUAUACCUCGCUGAUCUUUCAUGCACACUCUCAAGACUUUCCAGGACCUAGUGAAAAUAAGUUUUUUUCUCAAACUCAGCCAAAUGAUAAUACUUCUAUGAUCUGGCCUGGACACUGA